Messenger RNA from Notodromas monacha, 4905 nucleotides. The record is from the annotation of a GenBank genome assembly. Lineage: Eukaryota; Metazoa; Arthropoda; Ostracoda; Podocopida; Cyprididae.
AUGACAGGAGAUGCUCACAUGCCCUUUGCGUUGAUUGGGGAAAGCGUGUCGAAACGACUUAAUAUCGAAGUGGGGUGUGAAAAACUGACCUGUGAUUGCCGGCGGUUGUCUCAAUCGCCUCCCCGCAGCUGCCGUCGGAAACAUCAUUGUGACGCCGGUGAAGAAGGGCAAGCCAGAGCUCCGCAAGAAUGUCAUGCAAGCAGCAGUGGUGAUCUUGAAGCAAAAGCCAUGCUGGAGGAAGGACGGACGGAUACCUCCUGUUUCAAAGACAAUGCCGGUGUUAUCGUCAACAACACGGUUGAGUUGAAGGGCCAUCACCGGGCCAGUUUCCAGGAAGGAGUGCGCGGAUUUGUGGCCGAAGAUCGCCUCAAACUCCGAGCAGCAUUGCGUGAACCCACCUGCGUCCACCCUUUUAAACUGGCUGUGACGCAAGAAUGCGACACGGUCACCGCCACGCCGACGACUAUGGGCGUGAACGGUUAUUCGAGUUCCCACACGUCACUCAACAAAACCGUGGAGAAAACGUUGAUAGAAGCUCAGCAAACCGGAUACCUGUGCCUCAGUUGUCGCAGUUUGCGAGAAUUCCCGGCGUCAGUUCAGUUCGACUUGAGUGACACGGUUACUGCCGAUCUAUCUAAGAACCGUCUUGGAACGGUGCCCGACGAAGUUUGCUGUUGGUCGUCGCUCCAAAAGUUGGACCUCUACUGCAACGUGAUCAAAAAUAUCCCAGAUUCUGUGAUUGCUCUCCGCUCCCUGACCUUCUUGAACAUCAGCCGGAACUACUUGUCGGUCCUCCCCGCCUCGCUCUGUCAACUCACUGAACUUCAGGUCCUGCUUGUGAGCCACAACAAGCUCGUCAGCCUGCCGGAAGAAAUCGGCCACAUGAAGUCCCUCAUGGAGCUGGACACGUCGUGCAAUCAACUGACGCAUCUCCCGCCGCACAUUGGACAUCUGAGAUCGCUCAAAGUUCUGAACAUGCGCCGGAAUCUGAUUGUGGAGCUUCCGGUGGAGCUGAGUUAUUUGGUGUUGACGCAACUGGACGUAAGCGGGAAUCGCAUUUCAGUCAUACCUCCGGAACUUCGUCUCGUGACUUCCUUGGUGACGUUGAGUAUAUCCGACAACCCCUUGACGUCGCCUCCUGCUCAAUUGUGCACGAGAGGCAAAGUGCACGUUUUCAAGUACCUGGAAAUGCUGGCGCAGAGAGAGGAGAAGAAGAAGGGCGUCAUCGCCAGGGAAGCUGCGGAGCCGGCAAAUCAUCCGGGUGUCCUGCCCAGGAGGGCCACUGUUCCUGCGAUGCUUCCUGCUCAUAAUAAUAGAUAUAGGCACAUGAACGGCGAUGACCGGACUUCGCCACCACCGCCUCCUCCGCCUCCGCGGAACCUGGACGUGAAGCCUUUCACCGUUGAGAACGGAGGCAGUUAUCCAUCAACACCGUCGACCAUCAGUCCCGGCGAUCCCAAUGGCACGGGUAGCUUGGGAGAGGAAAUUUCUAGGGAACUUUAUCGAAUGCAGCGCAUGCCUUCCAGUCCGCAAAGAACACAUUCGCCGCAGAAGAUCCCGCCUCCACUCCCGACUGCCCCGCCGCCAGUGGUAGUGAAGCGGUCCAACAGCAACGUGACGCAGAAAUUGGAAGUGUUGGAUGCCAACAGGAAUCCCGCGCCGGGUCCUCAGUCUGCAGUUCCGGCUCCGGGUCACAUUCAGACGUACAGGUACAAGGGUUGUCCCACUUUGGCUUGGCCUCGGGCUCGAGCCAGUCCGGUGAAGGCUGUUUUGAUGGACUCGGAAUUGCCGGCAACUGCAGUCUUGCCGGGUGUGGCCCAAACAGCCUACAGCCAGCCCACGUCGUCACUAGUGACGGCGUCUCCAACCGUGACGACGGGCAUCGCGACGGGUCCGACGAGCAAAACACUCCAUCCGCAUAAGAAGCACGGUUUGCAUCCUCCUGCGACGUCCUCCACGCCCAAGCUGAAGAACUCGAAUCCGAGUCUGCGCGGGUCCAACUCGAGCCUAGCGUCAGUCGCCUCCAGCACGUCGUCGUCGAUGAUCCCAAAGAGUGGUGCCAAGAAAAUUGCGCGACCGGGAGUGGGCGUCGGUGUCGGCGUCGUGGGCUCGUCCCACACGCUGGGGCGAAGGACUGGCUCGGGUUUUGGCAGCGUUCGCUCGGCCUCCAGUCUCAUGACCAACUCGAAAACCAGCGGCUCUGCCACCUCUGCUGCAACGAGUGGUCAUCAUCACCCGCCGGGCACACCGAAGAUGCGCGUCGUGAAUUCCACCUCUACCCUGGACCGGGUCAAGAGGUCUGGCCUGGCCUUGGUCCCCAGUGGCACUUCGGGCUCGGGUGCGUCGCUCAACCACCCGAAUGCGACCAUGAAGCGGGAAUGGGAGAAGGUGAAGGCGGAGAAGGAACGCCUCGCCGACAUGAAAAAGAAUAUUGAGACGAGGCUGAAGAUCACGCUGCCGGAAGACCUGCCCAAGUCUCUGGUUGACGGAGUGGUGCUGUGUCACUUGGCCAACCACAUUAGGCCCAGAGCGGUAGCUUCCAUACACGUACCGUCCCCCGCAGUGCCCAAGUUGACUCUGGCCAAAUGCAGGAAAAACGUGGAGAACUUCCUGGAAGCGUGUCGUCGGAUCGGAAUACCUGAGGCGGAGUGGCUGGAGCCCGACGACGUGGUGACGCUGUCGACGGAGCCGUGGGACGGACCGUGGACGCUGUUCCUCUUGUCGCGGAUCCUCGGCGACUUGCUGACCGUCGACGACGACGACUACGAGGAGGAGGAGGAGGAGGACACGACGUUUGACGUGGGCUUUGUCUCAGGUGGCGACGAUGUGGACGUGUCGGAGGACGUCUCACCGACGACGGAGGACUUUCCCUCCCACUACGACGUUGUUUUCAAGGAGGAGGAGGACGAGUCGAGGAAGUUUUUGCCAACGGUGAUGAUGUCGAUGAAGACGAGGGAAAGAGCCGUCAUGGCGCUAGGGGGUUGGACGGCCUGGGUGUUGAUCGCGUUCAUGAUUGCCGUCGCGUCCGUGGUGUUGGCUCGAGUGCCAGUGGACGACGAUGUCGACGAGAGUCACUUUAUGACGCAUGACGAAAAUACCAUUUGAUUUCAUUCAUUAACAUCAUUGUCCAAUGCUAGGCGGCAGUGAGGUUCUAUGAUGCCGUCUGGUCUAACGUGGGAAGGAGUCGUUUUAUUUUAUCUUGAUCUCGCUAGGACGUGGCGCUUUAAUGUGUGUGAAACAGUUUUCCGAAGAAGCUUGUCGUUGUAUUCUCGCUUGUGUGAUGAUGAUGCCGAAGAGGGUAGGGGAUUUUAUUCAGUAUGCGAAGUGUGGUGAUUCCGAACGAGUUUCAGAAGCUUUUUUUUUCUUCGAUUUUUGACUCGGAGAAACUGUGUAUAAAAGAUGGAAACAUUAUGUUGCAAGGAAGGCUGUCGUGUAAAUUAUUGUGGGAAGGACGAGUUGAACGCCUCUUUUUUUUUUCUUCUUCUUCAUGAGAUGCGAGUUGAGAGAGAUUUGGAUCAAAAUGAGUCGAGGCUUCGAAGAUUGCGUGUUUCGUUUGUGAUUUCGACGAGUCGAUAUGAAUAAAGGAGGAUCAGGGAGAGACUGGGAACUAGAAGACUUGUGCGUAUGUUUUCUCGUUUGCUUGCCUGUCUGUUGUGUUGGUCUCGUAGAUUUUCAUCUCUCACUCUCUCUGUCUCUUUUUUUUUUUUUUGGGUCGGUGCUCCUGAUUUAUUGAUCGACUGGAAAGGAAGAAUAAUAUCGUAGCAGGCUAGAUGUUUGGGUUGCGAUUGAUUUGACGUUUGAUUUUCGUGUCUCUUCCGCCUUGUCUCGUCGUUUCCGUUUCGUGUAUUGUCGUCACUCGUUUCCGUAGGACUGUUUGUGCACCGCGGGAGACAUUCUGGAGGCCAAGAACGUUGGGAGGCUCGCGGACUUGGUGGCUGCCCUGCUGCGAACUGCGCCGACCCCGAGGACUAGAAUCUGAUGAUGGACCGACCUUUCGAGUUGACAAACGUUGGAUCCAGGAAAGUCUCUCGCUAGUCGGAUUUAUUUUCGUUUACGUAUUCAUUUGUUCCCCUGCCUCUUUUCACGCAUUUCCGUUUCCAGUACUGUAAACACACACACACACACACAAACGACGGAAAAUGAAACUAUGGCGUCUAACGCAUUGUGCGUAAAUGUACUGUAAUGAAACGAAAGAUGAAGACGUUUUUCGUCAUCGUCAUGAUGAUGAUGUGGAUAUAGUUGGCUCCCGUUUCAAGUAGUUUUAAACUCGGUGAUGACACUUGCCUUUGGUUGGAGAAAAGAAAAGUGAGAAAAUUUUCGUGUGUGAACGUGUUGGGUGGCAUUCGAAGAAGCAUUUGGAAGGAAAACUUGCCUCGCUGUCCGUGCACGAGGGACGAAGCGCACGGAAUGGAAAAAUUGAUAUGAUUGUGGCACUUGAGUGCCCACAAUUGCUGAAAAAGGUCUUCGGAAAAGAGAUGAGAAAAAGUGCUCCCAUCGUCUAGUUUUGUUGUUGUUUUUUCGUCUUCUCAAAGACUUGUUACCCGAAUUGCGGACAUUUUUUUGCGAAACUGUUUGAUCAAAGACGUGGACUUUCGUGGCGUUGUUGCCUUCGUUUUUUUUUUUUUUUCUAACGAGUCCGCAGUGGAGAAUUCAAUUUUUUAUUAUGAUGAACUCGCUGUUGCUUCCAAGCUGCCGAUUGUCGGCGCUGUAUGUUUUGGCUGGCUGGCUGAAUUGAACGAUCUUUCUUCUUGAUUGGAUUGACAAGUCAACGUUGGCUUUUAUGGAGUCGCUUUCCGUGAGAUUCGUUGGAGGAAUACACGACCUUUCCUUUUCAUUGAGCCACUUUGGUGAACAUCACGAUGAUUGAUUGACUGGAUUACAAAUAACGAUCCCUGUAUUGAAGCU